Molecule: messenger RNA, 1221 nt
Organism: Opisthorchis viverrini
Lineage: Eukaryota; Metazoa; Platyhelminthes; Trematoda; Opisthorchiida; Opisthorchiidae
Exons: 6
Coding region: 1-1113 (370 amino acids)
Biological process (GO): D-ribose metabolic process
Molecular function (GO): ribokinase activity
Source: RefSeq, a predicted model, not a curated record
AUGUGUGAAUUCGAUGUAGUCGUGGUAGGAUCGGUUAAUACCGACUUGUCCAUAUUUGUGGAAAGACAUCCAAAUGCAGGUGAAACGGUUAUGGGCAGAAGUUUUGCCAUGGGCUUCGGCGGGAAAGGUUCUAAUCAAGCUGUAGCUGCUAGAUUACUGGGAUCCAAUGUGGCCCUCAUUGCAAAAAUUGGCUCUGAUACAUUCGGGCAGAACUUUAUUGUUCGCUUGGAUGCACUUGGCAUUGACCGCAGGGGAGUGACUGAAACGGUCGAAGCGAGCACCGGUACGGCGUUUAUCACAGUUGAGCAUACCCGUGGUGAAAACCGUAUCAUCGUUGUCCCUGGUGCUAACAUGCUGUUGAGUGCAGAAGAAAUCAAUGUGGCUCAACAGCUUGGGUUGUUGAACGGACGUGUUGUAGUUUGUCAGUUCGAGGUUUGCGCCACAGCAUCCUUAUGUGCAAUGGAACUUGCUCAACAAAACGGUGCGGUCACAAUUUUGAAUCCGGCACCACCAACCGUACCUAUCCAAGGCGCGAACCAUCUAGAGGUCUUGAAAAAGCUUUUGGCUGUUUCUGAUUACUGCUGCCCAAACGAAACAGAGGCUUUGCAAUUAGCUCAUUGUUAUGGUCACAUUGCACCUGAAUUUGACCCUAAAAAAAGCAACAUGGAUCCACUCCUUUCAACGUUCCGUCAGUGUCUCCUGUGGCUAUCAAACCAGGGUGUCAAACAUCCCAUCAUCACGAUGGGUUCAAAAGGAACGGUCGCACUGCUGGAGACUACUAAAAUACCUGAUCAACUACCACCAGAUGUCUCGAUAGUUCACACCAAACAGCUCCGGACCGGAAUAUUAGCCAAUUUCGUCAUACUUCAUUUAUCAGCUCCCACAAUUUCAGACGCUGUGGAUACUACGGGUGCUGGUGACAGCUUUGUUGGUGCUUUGGCCCACUUCAUCUCGCGCCACCCAAACCUUGGCCCCGUUGAGCACAUCCGGCGAGCCAUUUGGGUAGCAAGUCAAUCAAUUCGUAAGGCCGGCACGCAGUCCAGUUACCCUGGUAGAAAUGAACUACCGUCAUCUCUUUUUGGAACUGACGAAUUCAUAUGGCCGACAAUCUAGUAUCUUCACUAUCUAUUGCAUACCUAUCGUUAUCUACAUUCCCUUCAAACUGACAGUGAUUGGUAGCUUCUUGCUUUGAUUUGUACUGUUUUUUUAAUUAACUGAGCC